AAAGUGGCGGGACCGAGGCUGCAGAGGACGGAUGGUGCGGAGUGACUAUUGGCUGAAGCGGCAGCCUGUCUUCACAAUAUCCGCUCUCGAUUGGUGUGGCUUCUCAGAAUGGGAGGAGUUGCUGGAGUGGGGUUGCGGAGGGAACGGACCGCGGGAGCAGCCCGAGGAACGCGGCUCGUGGGAAAAGGGCUCCGUCUGUGCAGCGCUGCAGGCGGUUGAACUGAAGAAAGUGACUUUGGAGCUUUUAUCUCUUCAGCCAUUUGGGAUUUAAUUUGCAUCAUCUCUGACUCUUAUCUUGGAAGAAGAAGAAAAAAAAGCAGCAGCAGCAAGUCAAACCCACACACAACAUGUUGUUGCGCAGAAGGACUUCCACUCCCUGGCUGUGCUAUUAAUGUUAGCAAUCAGGAAAAGCCUUUGGGGGCUGCAGAUUCUCUCUAGUCUGAUGCUGCUGCUGCUGCCACCGCUGCUGCUAAGGGUUUUGGUGCAGGGAAUCCAAACUGCUGCUUUUUCUGUCCACUGAGCUCUUCACAUCUGCAUGUCACUGCUGCUCGUGCACACAUCUCACACCCUCUCUCCAUGGACUGAUUGCUGUUGAGGGAAGACGAGCCCCAACCAAGUGAUCGUGUGUGUGGGGUGGUGGUGGGUUUUUUUGGGGAGGAGCACGAAUUGCAUUUAUUUGUUGUAUUCUGGAGGAUCUGUUCUAAGGAUAAUCUUUUUUGGGGGGUGGGAAGGAAAACAUGACGUCGCCAGCUAAAUUCAAAAAGGAUAAGGAGAUCAUAGCUGAAUACGACACACAAGUCAAAGAGAUUCGAGCCCAGCUUAUUGAACAACUGAAAUGUCUUGAUCAGCAAUGUGAGCUUAGAGUCCAGCUGCUCCAGGACCUGCAGGAUUUUUUCCGCAAAAAGGCUGAGAUCGAGAUGGAUUACUCCAGGAACUUGGAGAAGCUAGCUGAACGAUUUCUGGCAAAGACAAGGAGCACCAAAGAUCAGCAAUUCAAGAAGGAUCAGAAUGUUCUUUCACCGGUCAAUUGCUGGAAUCUCCUCUUAAAUCAGGUGAAGCGGGAAAGCAGAGACCACACCACCUUGAGUGACAUCUACCUGAACAACAUCAUCCCUCGGUUUGUUCAAGUCAGUGAAGACUCUGGACGACUUUUCAAAAAGAGCAAAGAGGUUGGGCAACAGCUCCAGGAAGACUUGAUGAAGGUUCUGAAUGAGCUCUACACGGUGAUGAAGACCUACCACAUGUAUAAUGCUGACAGCAUCAGUGCACAGAGCAAGCUGAAAGAGGCCGAGAAACAGGAAGAAAAACAGAUUGGCAAGUCUGUGAAGCAAGAGGAUAAGCAAACCCCACGCUCCCCUGAUUCAGCCUCCAGUGUCAAGUUUGAAGAAAAACAUGUCCGACGGAGCUCGGUCAAGAAGAUUGAGAAAAUGAAAGAGAAGCGCCAAGCAAAAUAUACAGAAAAUAAACUGAAAGCUAUUAAGGCAAGAAAUGAAUAUCUGCUGGCUCUGGAGGCCACCAAUGCAUCUGUGUUCAAGUAUUAUAUCCAUGACCUAUCUGAUCUCAUUGAUCAGUGCUGUGACCUAGGAUAUCAUGCCAGCCUCGGUAGGGCGCUCAGGACAUUCCUGUCAGCAGAGCUGAACCUAGAACAAUCAAAGCAUGAGGGUCUGGAUGCCAUUGAGAAUGCUGUGGAGAACCUGGAUGCCAAUAGUGACAAGCAGCGCCUCAUGGAGAUGUGCAACAAUGUCUUCUGCCCACCCAUGAAGUUUGAGUUUCAGCCUCACAUGGGCGACAUGGUCUCCCAGCUAUGUGCCCAACAGCCAGUUCAGAGUGAGUUGGUGCAGAGAUGUCAGCAGCUGCAGUCUAGGCUAUCCACACUGAAGAUUGAAAAUGAAGAGGUUAAGAAAACCAUGGAAGCCACACUGCAGACUAUCCAAGAUAUUGUCACCAUUGAAGAUUUUGAUGUCUCUGACUGCUUCCAGUAUAGCAAUUCCAUGGAGUCUGUAAAAUCAACAGUCUCUGAAACCUUCAUGAGCAAGCCCAGCAUUGCUAAGAGACGAGCCAAUCAGCAGGAGACAGAACAGUUCUACUUCACGAAGUUGAAGGAGUAUCUGGAAGGGAGGAACCUCAUCACGAAGCUUCAGGCCAAGCAUGACCUUCUUCAGAAGACUCUGGGAGAAAGUCAAAGGACUGACUGCUCUCUUGCCAGCAGACGCAGCUCUACCAUAAGGAAGCAGGAUUCCAGCCAAGCUAUUCCCCUGGUGGUAGAGAGCUGCAUACGAUUCAUUAGCAGACAUGGAAUGCAGCAUGAAGGGAUAUUCAGGGUGUCAGGAUCUCAGGUUGAGGUGAAUGAUAUCAAAAAUGCAUUUGAGAGAGGGGAGGAUCCACUGGCCGGAGACCAAAAUGAUCACGAUAUGGACUCAAUAGCAGGAGUUCUAAAGCUCUACUUUCGUGGGCUAGAACAUCCCCUCUUCCCUAAGGAAAUCUUCCAUGACCUGAUUGCUUGUGUCACAAUGGAUAAUCUGCAAGAGAGAGCUCUGCACAUCCGGAAAGUCCUACUGACUUUGCCUAAAACCACUUUGAUUGUAAUGAGAUACCUCUUUGCUUUCCUCAAUCAUUUAUCUCAGUUCAGUGAAGAGAACAUGAUGGACCCCUACAAUUUAGCCAUCUGCUUCGGACCCACGCUGAUGUCAGUGCCUGAAGGCCAUGAUCAGGUCUCCUGCCAAGCUCAUGUCAAUGAGCUCAUCAAAACUAUAAUCAUACAACACGAGAAUGUCUUCCCAGGACCAAGAGAGCUGGAGGGCCCUGUGUACACAAGGGGUGGAAGCACUGAGGAUUACUGUGAAAGCCCCCAUGGGGAGACAGUUUCCACAGAAGAUUCAGCUCAGGAUAUGGCCACUGAACACCAUACAAGUGAUGAUGAAUGUGAACCUAUUGAAGCAAUAGCCAAAUUUGACUACACUGGACGGACAGCACGUGAGCUGUCUUUUAAAAAGGGAGCUUCCCUCCUGCUUUAUCACCGGGCCUCUGACGACUGGUGGGAGGGCCGCCACAAUGGAAUUGAUGGUCUGAUCCCUCAUCAGUACAUCGUUGUGCAGGACACUGAGGAUGGCAUAUCGGAAAGAUCAAGCCCAAAAUCUGAAAUAGAAGUAAACUCUGAGCCACCUGAAGAAAAAGUGACAGCGAGAGCUGGUUCCAAUUGCCCAACUGGAAGCCACGUUGCAGACAUUUAUCUUGCAAACAUCAAUAAGCAAAGAAAGAGACCCGAGUCUGGCAGUAUACGAAGAGGUUUCCGUCAAAGUGACAGCCAUGGGCUGCCCAGCUCACUGGGAGAACCAGCCCCGCCAGGAGCUGUGGCCAGUUCGCGUCCCUCCUCACAACCAAUUAUGAGCCAAAGUCUCCCAAAGGAGGUACCAGAUGCAUGUUCCAUCAGUGGCCAUGGGAGCCUGAACUCUCUCAGCCGACAUGCUUCUCUGAAGAACAGGAUAGAUAGCCCCCACAUCCGGAAAAAUGUGACUGCAGGAAGGUCAAAGAGCUUUAAUAACCACCGACCUAUGGACCCUGAAGUCAUUGCACAGGAUAUUGAAGCUACUAUGAACUCUGCUCUGAAUGAGCUGCGGGAGCUGGAAAGGCAAAGCAAUGUGAAGCACACGCCGGAUGUUGUUCUUGACACCCUGGAACCACUGAAAACCUCCCCCAUUGUGGCGCCCACCUCAGAGCCUUCCAGCCCUUUGCAUACUCAGAUCCUCAAGGACUCUGAACCAGCUUUCCAGCGGAGUGCCAGCACUGCGAGUGACAUUCCCUGCGCCUUCAGGCCAGCAAAGUCUGUCAAAAUGGCUGCCCAGGUCAAACCUCCAGCAACCAGGCCGAAGCCUGCCGUUUUCCCCAAAACAAACACCACAACUCCUGCCGUCACCUCAGCAUCUCAACAGUCUACUGACAAGUCCUGUACUGUCUGAACUUGAAACCCUACUGUGAAUAUAGCAUUUUUGUUUCAGAAGAGGGGAUCCUGUUAAGGAGACAUUAACAUUUCUAUUUAAUUAGUAUUGAACUUCUGCUGAAGAUUAGUUUGUAAGUUACUGUUGCCAGGGAUAUCCCCAGCAGGAAAGCCCAGCUAAUUAAACCUCACUUUGCACCUCUAUCAGUGCUACUAGGCAGUAGGGCAUCACAACUCUGUGUAACCUGAGGCACAGAAAGUUUGGUAUCAGGUCACCAUGAAAUCAGAAAGGAAAGGAAAGGACAGGACUAAAUAGUCUGUUUCUAGACAAUGCCUUGUUUAUGUGUCUGAUCACUAGGAGAAACGUUCAGUGUCCUCGUGUUUUGGAGGUUGGUAGAAAGGACUUCUGUACUUCAGCCACUAUAGGGAAACAAUAUAAUAUUGUUCAUCCCACUGGUUUAGGUGGACUUGGGCAUGCCUGGAGUCUAUUUUUGUGCAUUACUACAAUGCCCAGUGGUGCCACAAAGUCUGUUAACUUUCAAUUACAGCCUGCCUCUUUUCAGGGGUGUGUGGUCUCACUUUUCUGUCCUAAGUAAAACAUCAAGAAUAGCGCCACACAAGCAGAGCCUUGGUUUAAUUGAGGCAUACCACAUGCACACAUGCAUGUCUUCAUUUAAGCUUAAACAAUUCUUAUGGGGGAAACCAUAAGUGGGAGAGCUUACAUCCCUACUUCACUUGGUGCUUCCAGAACAAAAAGUAACAUAAUACUUUGAAAUGAGAUUUUAAACUCGUUUCUCCAGAACAGUCUCUGUGUCCUUUAAUAAGGAUUCAGGAGACAAAAUGAAAAUAAUAAUAAUUACAUUUUGAAAAACAGCUACUGUUCACUCUCUCUCUCCACCCCCACUUCCCUCUGCAGUGGCAUUUCCCCAAAUAUGUACAUCUGUAAUGUUCUUUGUAAGAUGAUAUGGGUGCAAGCUAAUCUCUCUAGUUCUGAACAGUCCUAAACUUGCUCUCUCUCUCUCUCUCUCUCUCUCUCUCUCUCUCUCUCUCUGUGUGUGUGUGUGUGUCUUUUUUUUCUUAGUCUGCUGUGAGCUUGUAGUAUGGCAACAUAAGGCGAACAAAAUAAAAGCUGCUGCAGGACAUGGACAUAAUCCAGUAUGCAGCAUAUUUCUGUGACAGAUCACAAUGUCUUCAAUUACUCUACAGACAGUCAAAUGAAUCAUCUUAGUAUCUGGUAUUUACCAUGAUGGAUUAUAAGUGUUCCAGGUUCCAACAGACUGAAUGGAUUUUUGUUUGCAUUGAAUGGGAAUUAAUUUUUCAAGAUCAUAACCAUCUUUAAAAAGAAAAAGAAAAUGCACACUUCAAAAGCAACAGGGAAUUUCUCUGCUGCUUUUAUCACCACCAACCAAAAGAACUCUGAAUUAAAAUGGAUUCUAUCACACUUCUUUGAUUGUCAACUGAGGGCAAGAUAAGGAACUGAAAUGUGUUUUCUUUUAUACUAUAGGUCUGAGCUGCAGUCUGUUUUUCUUGUGGUUUCAUGAAUGGAAUAAGUUGGUGAUAUUUUAAUAGAAGCAAAAUACUUAAUCUUCUGUGAACAAACUUUGGACAGACAUUUUCUUUUAAUCUCCCAACAUAUUUUUUUAAUUAUGCCUAAGUAAGACUUGACAAUCUCACAAGCAGUGGUAAAAAGGAAACCAUGUGAAAGAUUUUGGGGGGAACAGUACUGUUCCUUAAUGUUUUAAGUAGAUGUUGCCUUUUUAGAUUCUGCACCUCCUCCCCCUUGUAUGCGUGUGCUUGUUACUUCUACGUCUUGGACUUUUACAGGCUCAAGUGAAAGGCCUGAUCAUUAAGUCUCAGGAUGGGACAGACUUCCUAUCCAGAAUUCUUAAUCCGUUCUUCUUUUUAAUAUUAGUUUUCCACUCAGGCAAAGCUGCUGGAUAUUAUUAUUAUUAUUA
Elgaria multicarinata webbii is the source of this 5889-nucleotide messenger RNA. RefSeq names its product SLIT-ROBO Rho GTPase activating protein 2 (gene SRGAP2). Gene Ontology annotation, biological process: negative regulation of cell migration; signal transduction. The coding region runs from base 738 to 3956 and encodes 1072 amino acids. The record is from RefSeq and is a predicted model, not a curated record. Gene Ontology annotation, molecular function: protein binding. Gene Ontology annotation, cellular component: cytoplasm. The transcript has 23 exons. NCBI's taxonomy places the organism in Eukaryota, Metazoa, Chordata, Lepidosauria, Squamata, Anguidae.